Puma concolor (puma) is the source of this 210-nucleotide messenger RNA. Lineage: Eukaryota; Metazoa; Chordata; Mammalia; Carnivora; Felidae. The record is from RefSeq and is a predicted model, not a curated record.
AUGAAUUUGCCCCUCAAUCCCAAAUCUUUCCUGAAUGGAUUAACAGGAAAGCCAGUGAUGGUGAAACUCAAGUGGGGAAUGGAGUACAAAAGCUAUCUGGUAUCUGCAGAUGGCUAUAUGAACAUGCAGCUUGCAAACACAGAAGAAUAUACAGAUGGAGCAUUGUCUGGUCAUUUGGGUGAAGUUUUAAUAAGGUGUAAUGUUCUUUAA